Diorhabda carinulata is the source of this 492-nucleotide messenger RNA. RefSeq lists its product as uncharacterized. Lineage: Eukaryota; Metazoa; Arthropoda; Insecta; Coleoptera; Chrysomelidae. The transcript has a single exon. The record is from RefSeq and is a predicted model, not a curated record. Bases 1 to 492 code for a protein of 163 amino acids.
AUGCAAGCUGGUCGUAGACGACAAAAUAAUUCAGCAAGAAAUGAAAUUCAAAUAUCUGGGAAUAGAAUAUCCGGAUAUGGUGAUAUUGAGACAGAGGUAAAGCAGCAAACAAUAAAAGCAGCAAGAGCAGCCGGAUGUCUGAUCGAAACUAUAUGGAAGAACAAAUACAUAAGUAUUGAGGCCAAGUCAAGAACCUACAAAACUGUAAUCAGACCCAUAAUGACAUACGCAGCAGAAACUCGGCCUGAUACAGCAAAAACAAAAAGGCUCCUGAAAACAAGCGAAAUGAAAGUCCUACGAAAAAUUACUGGAAAAACGCUCCUAGACAGGGAACGUAGCGACGACAUAAGGCAAAAAUGCAGAGUGGAAAAUAUUAACGAAUGGGUAUUGAGCAGAAAGCGCGAAUGGGACGAACACAUAAGUAGAAUGAGCGAGGAAAGAAUAGUAAAGAUAGCACGAGACAACUCACCACUGGGGAGAAGAAGUAUGUGA